This is a messenger RNA of Photinus pyralis (common eastern firefly), 1056 nucleotides long. RefSeq names its product gustatory receptor for sugar taste 43a-like. Gene Ontology annotation, cellular component: neuronal cell body; axon; dendrite. The coding region runs from base 67 to 1056 and encodes 329 amino acids. The record is from RefSeq and is a predicted model, not a curated record. The transcript is spliced from 6 exons. NCBI's taxonomy places the organism in Eukaryota, Metazoa, Arthropoda, Insecta, Coleoptera, Lampyridae. Gene Ontology annotation, biological process: sensory perception of taste.
AUCGUGUUCAUCGGAAUAUUUGGAACUCCGUUUAGGGCCAACGAUUUCUUCUCGUUCGUCGACGCCAUGAACGAGGUCGAUUCGAUCAUCGUGAUUUCCGACGCCAAAAGGGCGAGGAGGGUAUCGAUUUUGCGACUGUGCACGGUCUUAACGGCGGCGACCGCCAUACUCAUAUCCGAUUUGGCUAUGUGGUGGACCAUAGGUGAUCAGUCCCAGGGUAGCGAUUUUUUAAUCGGUAACUACGUCCCGUUCUACACCUCUUACUACGUCAUCCUUUUCCUCGAGUGCCAAUAUUGGCACUUGCUCUACUGCAUCAAGCGAAGGUUGCAGCUGCUGAACGCCUGCUUGAAAAUCAACGGCGUGACUCCGGAAGAUGCCAUUCGAGGUGUCAUCAACAAACCCUUUAGCCUCUUUAGGAAGACGCAGAAAUCGGAACCGAAGGUGAUUAGCGUAAUCGAUGCGCUUGGUAGGCAGAAGACCAUCGUGGACAUCUUCUUCAUACGCAACGCGGGCAAGUUGCAAGACAAAUCGGUCAACGACUACAUUGUGAAACUGACGCGGGUCUACCUGAAGCUGUGCGAUGCGGCGGACUGCGUCAACAACUGCUGCGGUCUGAGCAUUCUGAUUAUUUUAACCAGCUGUCUUUUGCACCUGGUGGUUACCCCCUACUUCUUGGUCUUGGAGAUUUUGGGUAGGAAAAACGUUCUGGUCGCGACCAUACAAAUGGUGUGGAUAUUUACGCAUUUAACUCGUCUGGUGAUCAUCGUCGAAGCGUGUUACGCCUGCACGUCGGAGGCGAGGAAAAUACGUCCGUCUAUUUGUAAGUUGCUCUGCUACGAUUUCGACGAAGACACGAGGAAACAGCUGGAGCUGUUCGCGGCUGAGUUGAAUCACCGGCAGAUUGAGUUUACUGCUUGUGGGCUCGUCAGAAUAGAUCGAGCUUUAAUAACAUCGGUACGUAUUCGCCGAGGAUACGAAUAUCUAUCGCAUACGAUUUUCAGUAAGGGAAUUUUUGGACACGGGAACGCGACUUUUAAUCCGGCUCCUAUUCAAUAG